This is a messenger RNA of Gadus macrocephalus (Pacific cod), 1015 nucleotides long. RefSeq names its product interleukin-17C-like. Gene Ontology annotation, cellular component: extracellular region. Lineage: Eukaryota; Metazoa; Chordata; Actinopteri; Gadiformes; Gadidae. Gene Ontology annotation, molecular function: cytokine activity. The transcript has 3 exons. The coding region runs from base 124 to 699 and encodes 191 amino acids. The record is from RefSeq and is a predicted model, not a curated record.
CAAAUCAGUGACGGAGUGGGAUAGCGUUGACACCUACAUCUUCAUUUGGGAAGAGGAAGUACUCUGUUGAAUAUUACUAUUUAUGUUUCCUCAUGCCGGUUUUUCCCUGCCCAGCCACUAUAAAUGCCAGUCUCAGCAUCAUGGCCAUCAAAAUCUAGCAAAGCCCCUAGGAACACACGUAAAAAAAUAUAUACUGCAAGGACAAUGUUUGGCCUUUGCGUAAUGCAGGUUUUGUUUUUGGGCGUUUUAUUUGUGACUGUACGAACGACCUCGUUACCAUGCUACGAAGAAGGACACCUGAAAGAAAGAGCUCUGAAAAGGCACAAAAUCCAGCCUAGUGAGCAUACAGAGAGAGUACAAGAGGAGACCCCAGUGAAAUGCCCGGUCGAACUUUACUCUGGUUUAGGCAAAUCUCUGAAGGACCGCUCCAUCUCCCCCUGGCGAAUCGUGUAUGAAACAGAAGAGGGCCGAUUCCCGGAGACGAUUGCUGUAGCUCAGUGCCUGUGCGAGGGCUGUAUCUUGAUGAACAUGAACGAGGAUAAGAAGCCAUGGGAGGAUAACACCUACAACUCAGUAACGAUCAAGCAGAGCAAGCGGUUCUUGAGGAAGGAGCUGUGCGAGGAUGGCGAAAGAUACCGGCUGAAACCGUACUCCAAAGACGUGGCCGUAGGAUGCACUUGCAGCACCCAUCGGAUAUAAAUAUACAAUCUGUUGGAUUCACCUUGUUGUAUUUGUUUUAAAAUGCAAUCUGACGUGUGAUGGAGAUCGCGACGGAGUCGUUAUAGACCCCUUUGUUGAUCAUCGCCAACGUCAUUAUCGUCCCAUUUGAAGUUGACAACGUCAUCAAAUACAUACUGGUAUACUAUCAUAUAGUAAUAGGCUGUUAUUAAGCCUAUAACGUGAAGCUAUGUAAAUUAUUCAUAACAAUAUUUAAUUGAAAUUGUAUUUAAGUUAUUUAUUAGAUUUAUUUUGGUGUGGUCGUUUAUUAUGUUAAUAAAGUGCAAAUAAGAAACAA